AUGUUGGAGGUCUGCUCAUACAGUGGAUAUAAGGUCUAUCCAGGUCACGGGAAGCGUGCUGUUCGUGGCGACGGUCGCCAAUUUUAUUUCCUCAGCUCCAAAUGCGAGCGUUCACAUUAUCUGAAGCGCAACCCGCGCGAAGUAAGCUGGACUGUUCUCUAUCGCCGCAAGUACAAGAAAGGUGCUGUUGAGGAACUCAUCAAGAAACGCACGAAAAAGGUUACCAAGACUGCUCGUGCCUUCGCUGGUGCCAGUCUCACUGAAAUAAUGGCAAAGCGUAACCAAAACCCUGAGGUUCGCAAAGCGAUGCGUGACCAGGCUAUGAAAGCUUUGAAAGAAAAACAGAAAGCUAAGGAGGCUGAAAAGAGAGCCAAGAAGGCAGAAUUGAAGAAAAAACAGAACGUGGGACCUGGUCAAAAACAACAACAGAAGGCCGCGAAGAAGGUUAGCAAACCAGCUCAAAAAGGUGGGAAGCGGUUCUAG
This is a messenger RNA of Hydatigera taeniaeformis, 483 nucleotides long. NCBI's taxonomy places the organism in Eukaryota, Metazoa, Platyhelminthes, Cestoda, Cyclophyllidea, Taeniidae. The record is from the annotation of a GenBank genome assembly.